Molecule: messenger RNA, 720 nt
Organism: Trichophyton benhamiae CBS 112371
Lineage: Eukaryota; Fungi; Ascomycota; Eurotiomycetes; Onygenales; Arthrodermataceae
Exons: 3
Coding region: 1-720 (239 amino acids)
Biological process (GO): DNA strand elongation involved in mitotic DNA replication; DNA replication
Cellular component (GO): GINS complex
Source: RefSeq, a predicted model, not a curated record
AUGUAUGGUGAUUUGGGGACGAAGCUGAUUCAACAUGCCAAACGCACUCAGUCCCUCGCAUACCUACCCCCCUACCAACGCGAGAUUGUCCAAGCGGUGACUCGCGAAGUUCGUGACCUCGACAAAGAUGUGAGCCGUAUUCUUGAACAACUGGAGCAAGCACGAGCUGCUGCAGAGGGAGAAGAGGGAGGCAAUCCCCCUUCAUCCUUUAACCCCGCGGAUGACCCUGCUACCGCCUGCGCUCUAUUAGUCGACCAUUUAUCAAUGAGGCGAAAUAAACGUUGUCUCCUCGCAUACCAUAGAAUUCGAGCAGAGAAAAUAGAAGAAAUGUGCUGGAAUGGAAUAGACCCGCUAGAACACCAGCAAAGACAGCGGGAGAUAGAGAGUGGGAACAACAAUAGCGAAGACUAUGUAACAACCAGAACUGAUAGAACGCCCCUCUCGAAUGCGCAUUAUAACAGUUCACUCACACCAGUGGAAGAGGAAUACUUUCGACAAUACAAUGAGAUGUUGAUGGCGUACAAGGGCCACUGGACUGAUGUUGAUUUAACUGGUAGCCUAGAACCACCGAAGGAGUUAUACAUUGACGUUCGGGUUCUGAAGGAUGCUGGAGAAAUCCAGACUGAAUACGGAGCAACUAAUCACCCAAGGUUACCUUCAACGAUUAAAUUGAAAAUCACUCUUUCUUCGCCAAAGCUAGGCCAUGUGCGAGAAAACUAA